Toxotes jaculatrix (banded archerfish) is the source of this 5145-nucleotide messenger RNA. It is a transcript of the gene col27a1b, whose product is annotated as collagen, type XXVII, alpha 1b. The record is from RefSeq and is a predicted model, not a curated record. Gene Ontology annotation, molecular function: extracellular matrix structural constituent. Bases 30 to 5132 code for a protein of 1700 amino acids. NCBI's taxonomy places the organism in Eukaryota, Metazoa, Chordata, Actinopteri, Toxotidae. The transcript is spliced from 61 exons.
AACUCCCAAGAAAGAAUGAAGUAACCGCUAUGGAGCCGGACAAUGCCCCGCACUCCAAACUCAAAACCACUGGAGUCGGGGGGAGAGUUCUGAUUCUUUGGACUAUACUCUCUUGCACCUGCUCUCUAAGGCUUGCACAAGCACAAGAUGUGGAUGUUCUGCAGCAGCUCGGGCUUUCUGGACGAAGGGCAGGUGGGUCAUCAUCUUCAGGUACUCGAACCAUCCCUAAUGGCAUCAUCCCCUUCAAGUCUGGAAUUAUCCUCACACCGAGGGCACGUAUCCAGGUGCCUCUGCGCACUGUCAUCCCGGCUAACUACAGCUCCACCAAUCUCUCCCUGAUCCUCAGCUUGUCUGUUCAUCGCAUCAACAGCGCUUUUCUUUUCUCAGUUCUGUCUAAGAAACGGAAAGUGCAGCUCGCAGUGCAGUUUGUUCCGGGGAAGGUUGUGGUACACGUGGGGCCGAGGAGCUCUGUGAGUUUCGACUACGAUGUCCACGAUGGCCGGUGGCAUAGUCUGGCCUUGGAUGUCCAAGGCCCUCAGGUGUUCUUACACACGUCUUGUGGAAAGAGAAGCAUGCACACAGAUUUGCAUUCUAAAAAAGAGGAGGCUCUGGAUCCAGAGGGCUCUUUCCUGCUGGGCAAAAUGAACCACAACUCGGUACCGUUUGAAGGUGCCAUCUGUCAGUUUGACAUUUAUCCUUCUGCUAAGGCAGCUCAUAACUAUUGUGAUUACAUUAAAAAACAUUGCAGAGAAGCCGACACGUAUCGGCCCAUGUUUCCACCCCUGCUACCUCUAUUUUCCACAGACCCAAACAUUACUGUCACUCAUAUAACUCCACUGUCAUCGACAGAGCUUUCCAAAAAGGGCCAGAGAACUACUCUGGCCUCGACUGAGGAAAACAUCAGGACUACAAUUCUUGUUCCAACUGACCGCUUGCUGAUGCAGAACAAAACAUCUGCGUAUCAGACUGUGAGCUCUCCAAAACCUGGUGCUGUGUCUGUUUCUCCACCGGUUCAUCCAGGGUUGGAAAGUCCGUUAAAAUUUCCGACUGAAACAGUUACUACAUCUCUUAGGAUCAGCGUGACACCACCAAACCCAAUUUUACAUGCUGGAAAGAACACAAAGCAAGGAGAUACUAAUGCCCUGCAACCUUCUGGGAAUAGUAUGGAUUUACCUGCUUCCACUAGACCAUCAGAGAUGAAGCCAAACCUCCAGACCACAGCUGCUUCCACACAGGGGUCUCCUUCAAACGCCUACCUUCCCCAUAAAAAGCAGUUGAGCACAGUAGCUCCAAAGAAACCUGAGCCAAAAGUGACCAGUGUGCAGGAUGUCAAACCCACCUCGCUUAUUCCAGUCACUCCAGCUGCAACAGAUGGCUUCCAAACAUUUGACCUGGAACCAACCCACUUCUCACUGCUGGCUGGACCACCUGGACUAAAGGGAGAACCAGGACUGCCGGGCCUUCAAGGACUUCCAGGUUUGCCAGGAAAGCCGGGGAAGAGGGGCCCACGGGGUCCCCCUGGCCCACAUGGAAACCCUGGUCGUCCUGGACCUCCUGGAGUGAAGGGACAAAAAGGAGAUCCUGGACUGUCCCCUGGUCAAGCCCCAAAAGGACAAAAAGGAGAGCCUGGUGUCAUGGGCCCCCCUGGACUGCCCGGCCAAGACGGACGAAAGGGACAAAAGGGUCAUCCUGGUCCUUCUGGUCUCCCAGGUGAACCUGGUGAACGGGGAGAUGAUGGAAGCCCUGGGGCCAAAGGCUAUCCUGGCAGGCAGGGUUUUCCUGGGCCUAUAGGAAGAAUGGGGCCAAAAGGAGUCAGGGGUCACAUUGGCAUCCCUGGGCUUUUUGGCCUUCCUGGUGCUGAUGGUGAGAGAGGAAUUCCUGGCGUUCAUGGGAAGAAGGGCAAGAUGGGUAGGCCGGGGUUUCCUGGUGACUUUGGAGAGAGGGGACCUCCUGGGCCUGAUGGGAACCCAGGUGAACUGGGAGCUCCCGGCCCAUGUGGAGUCCCUGGUCUUAUUGGAGACGUGGGCCCUUUUGGCAUUAUGGGCUUAGCAGGACCACCAGGACUCAAGGGAGUACCAGGAAACCCAGGGGAACCCGGACUGAAAGGUGAUAAGGGGGAUGUUGGUUUGCCAGGGGAGCCAGGGGAGUGUGGAUUCCCAGGAGACAAGGGUAUCCGUGGAUCACCUGGGUUGCCGGGUCCCUGUGGAAAACCUGGACCACAGGGCAAGCCUGGUGAGAAGGGUCCUGAUGGUUUACCAGGCCCUGUUGGCCCAGAGGGCUUUCCAGGGGACAUUGGCCCACCAGGUCAAAAUGGCCCUGAAGGACCCAAGGGAAAGCAAGGGACAAGAGGUUUGCCAGGUCCGAGAGGAACACCUGGACUUCAGGGUGAUGAGGGACCAGUUGGGCCAGCUGGACCCGCUGGACUCGAGGGCAGGCCUGGGAGGCAGGGAUUCCCUGGAUUGACAGGCCCAGAUGGACUCAAGGGCGAGACCGGGAUAACUGGCGAGGUCGGAAAGCUUGGCGAGAGGGGACUGCCAGGUUUUGUUGGGCCUAUUGGAGAGAUGGGCAUCGCUGGAGAAAAGGGGGAUCGAGGAAAAACAGGUGCCCCUGGGCCGCCAGGUGAACCGGGGCCGAUGGGUCACACUGGAAUACCUGGAGAGACAGGACCACCUGGACCACAAGGGAUCCCAGGGCCUCCUGGUUCACGGGGAUCCAUUGGCAUCAGAGGACCCAAAGGCAUUAGGGGUCCAAGGGGUCUAGAUGGCCCAGUGGGGGAGAAAGGGUCUACUGGAAUAAAGGGCCCUGAUGGUCCACCAGGAAAAUUGGGCCUCCCUGGAGAGAUGGGAAAGCCUGGUGAACCAGGUGAAGCCGGGCCUAAGGGAUUUCCAGGUGUUCAGGGACCCUCGGGACCUCCAGGAGCCAAAGGAAUUGAAGGAGAGCCUGGACCACCAGGGCCAACAGGAACGAUUGGGCCGCUAGGGGAGAUGGGGCCAAUGGGUCCACCAGGGAAGGCUGGAGAGAGAGGACUUCCUGGUGAAACUGGAGAGAAGGGUGCCAUAGGUCCACUUGGCAGCAUCGGGGAGCAGGGUUUGAUUGGCCAGAGGGGGGAGCCAGGCAUUGAUGGGGAGGCUGGACCAAGUGGACCUGAUGGAACCAAGGGUGAAAAGGGGGAUGCCGGUCCAGAGGGUGCUAAAGGAGACAGGGGUGAAAUUGGUCUGAAAGGAAUAGAAGGACCUCCUGGGCCUCCUGGACUGAUGGGUGUCAGGGGUCAGGAGGGUAAACCUGGCAAAAUUGGUGAACGAGGAAAACCAGGAGAAAAGGGGAGCAAGGGUCACCAAGGUCACCUGGGAGAGACUGGGCCAAUCGGUGAGCGGGGAGAAAUGGGGUUUGUUGGACAGAAGGGAGCAAGAGGAACCAUCGGGCCAGUGGGUGCUCCAGGAAGAAUGGGCCAGCAAGGAAAUCCAGGCAUAUUGGGUUACGAGGGUCACAUGGGACCACAGGGCCCACUGGGACCUCCUGGGCCAAAAGGUGAAAAGGGUGAACAGGGGGACGACAGCAAGGUAGAGGGUCCUCCAGGUCCCCAAGGUGACAGAGGCUCUCCUGGAGACAGAGGAGAGAGAGGCGAGCCAGGUGACCCUGGACACAUCGGUCAGAUGGGUUUUGAUGGGAAGAGAGGUGAAGCUGGUGCCCUAGGGCAUCCUGGACAUCCUGGGCCAAAGGGGCAACCAGGACCAAAAGGAUCCAAAGGUGAUCAAGGUCAGAAAGGAAAACCGGGGACAACAGGUACACCUGGGACCAAAGGACCACCAGGUCCAGAGGGUCCUCCUGGCCCACGGGGGGUAGUUGGCAGGGAGGGACUCGAGGGGCUGCCUGGAAUGGAUGGAUUGCCUGGUAAAGAUAGAAGUAAAGGAUUCAAGGGGGAGCAAGGAGAAGAUGGACAAGUGGGCUUACCUGGAAAACCGGGGCAGCAGGGUAAAACUGGUGUGACAGGGCUCCCAGGAAGUCAAGGCUCCUUUGGACCAAAGGGUGAGAGGGGUCUCCCAGGCCAAACUGGUCCACCAGGAAAGAGAGGCUCUGUUGGUGGGAUGGGACUGCCAGGAAAACAAGGAGAUCAGGGACCUAAAGGGCAACCAGGCGAUACUGGUGAACAAGGAUUUCCAGGGGUGUUGGGCAUGUUUGGACCAAAGGGACCUCCUGGAGACAUUGGCCCAGCGGGGAUACAGGGACCGAAAGGGCCACGUGGUUUGAUGGGUAUGGAGGGUGCUUUGGGCCCCGUUGGCAUCAUUGGCCCCAGCGGUCAUCCUGGACCCCAGGGUGACAAAGGAAGUCGGGGGGAGACGGGGUUGCAAGGACCAAGGGGAUCUCCUGGUCCUCGUGGACCUCCAGGACCACCAGGUCUCCCCGGUUCUGCCCUUUCACUUAGAAAUGAGGCUCUAGGUGCUGCCUUUCAAGUCAUCAUUGAUUCCCAUGCGACACUGAGACAAGAGAAUUAUCAGAGCAUGGACCUGCCCAUGUUAGACCAGGGGACAGAGAUUUUCAAGACCUUGCAGCAUCUCAGCACUCUGAUCCAGAGUUUAAAGAAUCCGCUGGGAACCCAUGACAAUCCUGCCAGAAUCUGCAGAGAUCUCUACAACUGUGAACACAGGAUGUACGAUGGCACUUACUGGAUCGACCCAAACCUCGGCUGCGCAGCUGAUACAAUUGAGGUGAUGUGCAACUUCACUGCUGGAGGACAAACUUGCCUGAAACCGGUCACAGUAUCCAAGUUGGAGACAGGAGUGGGUCGCAUCCAGAUGAACUUCAUCCAUCUUUUGAGCACUGAGGCUGUGCAGCACAUCACCAUUCACUGUCUCAACACAUCUGUGUGGGCAGCAGGACCCUCCCUACAGCCUUCAACCCGGGCUGUGAGCUUCAAGGCCUGGUCCGGUGAGAAGAUUCAAGCAGGAGACCUCCUGGAACCGCUCAUACCCAGGGAUGACUGCUGGAUCAAAGAUGGCCGCUGGCAUCAGACGCACUUCAUCUUCCAGACCCAGGACCCAAACUUACUCCCCAUUGUGGAUGUGUACAACCUACCGACAACAGAACCUGGUGCACGCUAUCACCUUGAGGUUGGACCCGUGUGCUUCUUAUAGGGCCCUGUGGUGG